CACGAAAUGACAAAAGUCUAGGGCUCGUCAGUUAGCAGCAGCACCACCAGCAGCAGAGUGGGAGUAUACAAACUCACAGAGAGGAUUGACCAUCACCUUGAUAAAUAUCAACACAAUGUGUACAGUUCAGGUUAAACAGAGCUUAUUUCCAGUCACUAAAUGGAGUUAAAGACGAACCUGGUGCCUGUCGGUCGACACUGAAUCAAGAGGAAGUAACGUUAACGCGACGUGGGACUACAAGUAUAGAGGUUCGCAUGUGGGUCGCUAAUAACAUACACAAAAACUACAGAGAGACUCGCCUGUUGGUUUCAUGCUUUAUCACUGUGUGUUUUGGGAAAUAUGUUUGAAGCUGAAGCUCUGACGGAACUGACUCCACAAGUCAGUCAUUGCUGCGAACAAUUUUAACACCUGUUUCCGGGAAAUUGAAGGCCACUUAUCUCUUUCAGGACUGAGCAAAGAAACGGAAAAAUGAGCAAAAUAUAUGGAUCAACAAACGUGUCUGAGGUGGAGGAACACAUUUCUCUGAAGUAUGAAAUUAAGAAGAGACUUGGGAAAGGGGCUUAUGGCAUCGUAUGGAAAGCGAUUGACAGACAGACGGGCGAGGUUGUGGCUGUGAAGAAGAUCUUUGACGCAUUCAGGAACAGGACAGAUGCCCAGCGGACAUUCAGAGAAAUCAUGUUCCUCCAGGAGUUUGGAGACCAUCCCAACAUCGUCAAACUUCUAAAUGUCAUCAGAGCGCAAAAUGAUAAAGAUAUUUACCUCAUCUUUGAGUAUAUGGACACAGACCUGCAUGCAGUGAUAAAGAAAGGCACCCUACUGAAGGACAUCCACAAACGCUAUGUCAUGUACCAGCUCUUCAAAGCCAUCAAAUACCUGCAUUCAGGAAACGUUAUCCACAGAGACCAAAAGCCAUCCAACGUGCUGCUGGACACCGACUGUGUAGUCAAGCUGUGUGAUUUCGGCUUGGCCAGAUCGCUCAACCAGAUUCAAGAGGACAGCGGGAAUCCAGCACUGACGGAGUACGUGGCAACCCGGUGGUACCGAGCUCCUGAGAUCCUGCUGGGAUCCGCGAGGUACACUAAAGGUGUGGACAUGUGGAGCCUCGGCUGCAUCCUGGGAGAGAUGCUGCUGGGAAAAGCCCUGUUCCCUGGGACAUCCACCAUCAACCAAAUAGAGAAGAUCAUGAGUGCCAUACCACACCCGAGCCCAGAAGAUAUUCUCGCAAUCAAGUCUGAGUAUGGAUCCUCCGUCAUUCAGAGAAUGUUACUGAAACCACAGGUGCCUUUGGAAGAUCUUCUCCAGACGUCUGUGCCACCUGAUGCUCUGGACCUGUUGAAAGGUUUACUAGUUUUCAACCCAGACAAGCGUCUGACUGCUGAGCAAGCCCUCCAACACCCAUAUGUAGCCAGGUUUCAUAAUCCAGCCAAGGAGCCAGCUCUUAACCAUGAUGUUGUACUGCCAUUGGAUGAUGAUGUACAAUUAUCUGUGGUUCAGUACCGCAACAAACUUUAUGAGAUGAUGCUGGAGAAGAGGACUAAUCAGGGGAUGCUAAGGCUGAUCCAACCAAAGGACGGAGGCUGUGUCACCAGCACUGAGAAGCCUAAUGUGAAGGAUAAAGAAGAGAAAGGCUUAGUGGCAGUGAGUGGGGAUGGUCGUCACAUGGGGGAAACGCAACAUGAAAAGACUGAAAAGACAAACCACGUGCCUUCACAUACAGGCGUCACCAAACCUGGGCCUGAGAAUGUGUCAUCUCCGCCUGCUGUGAAGAAGACGAGUCCGCUAUCCAGCCCUUGCUUGGGAAAACUCACAUAUAACCCCAUCACACAUGUCCCAAAUGGUUUUGUUCGGAGUCCAGCCGCUCCUCCUCAUUACUACUCACCCACUGCAGCCAGCAGGAAACUAGUGGGACAGACCAGCAAUGGAGAUGCAACCACAUCACCAACAGAGGGCGCCAAGGCUAAAUCCAUGGACCAGAUUCUCCAGCGUGGUCGCUCAGCCCCUGUGACCCAUAACCGCUCCUUCUCCUUGACCCAAAACCAAACCCAGAACAACCCACUGGUUCGCAAGGACGGGCCUACCCUGCCCUCUGGGCUGUACGUCACAUCUGCACACCUGAACCAGCGCUCCAACUCUCAGGUUCGUGAGGCUCGGCCACCGGCACGGUUCAGCAAGAAAGUAUUUCAGAGUAACUGUAAUGUGGCAGCUGCAGGGGACCCACGAGCCAAACUGGGCAGCUACUCGCAGGCCUAUGGAACCAUCAACAAGACUGAACUGGACAAUCUGCUUCAAUGCCGCCCUUGCAACCAGUAACUGCUGUUAUGUCAGCUGUUACAAAGGCGCCAGUGUGGCGUGUGUUUGAACACACAACAAGGUGUACCUUGCACUAGGAUGUAAAGCACAUGGCAACCUGAGAGAAAACUUGUAAAAAGAAACAGUGACUCCUGUGACUGUUACACCUCUUGUAUACUAUGUAGAUUGUAUCCAUGCAGACAUGUCUGUCGCUGUCUGUGACAAUGAAUACAUAUUUGUAAAAAUCCAGUAUGACUUCAUAUUAAAUUUAUUAAAUUGUACCAGCAAUUCAUAAACACAUUGUAUGCUUAUGUAUGAAGUUUCAUUCAACAGCAUUUCUCACAAGGCUGGAUUACCAAUUGGACAAAAGGGGACCAAAGCCCCAGACCUUCAGGGGCCCUAAAUGUCCGGUUUCUAGGUGUGUAAGUAGGUUUGUGGUUAUUUGCAAACUUUAUUUGAAAUAGGCACCUUUUUAGCACAUUAUCAGCUAAAAUGUUGAAUCGUCUGUCUUUCCAUAGAGACACCGUGUGUCAACAGUCACAUGCUAAAUAUUCCUAAAUAUCUUUGUAUCAUUAACAGUGGGUCAGAGGGGUCCACUGCACUGAUAAUGCAGAGGUUUUUUUUAUGUGAAUACAGUGGCAAUUAGCCUCCUUGUUCCUCUAAUGUGUACAGAGAAACAAAGUGAUAAGUGUUUCUGGAACCGAGUUUAAAAUCUUUAACAGGCAUGAAUGACUGUGACAGCAAACCAAUACGAAGUUUAAUAAAAAACACAUUUUACUUUAAUUUUUAACUUAAAAUAUUGGAUACCUUUACCUCUUUGGGCCUCGUACAGUUAUUUAAAUUAAAAAAAGAUUAGUAAUAAUUACAACUCAAGAGGGGAAAUCACUCUUUGGUGAAAGUGAACAACUUGCAAGAUAUGACAAGGGGCUUACAGUAAACACUGCUUUUUGUUAGAGGUCACAAGCCCAAAAAAAACAUCAGUCAUCAGAUAAAACAUUGCUCUCUGGAAUGUGUGGUACAAGUAAUGGAAGAUGUACUCUUUUACCUGCUCUUAUAUAUUUAGUAGAAAUACAACAGUGUAGAAAACACACUGCUACAAGUAAAAGUACAAAAGUAGUGGAAUCAAUACAAACUUUAAGUACUAGAAGUAAAAGAAUGAUACACAUUUUGCAGAAUGGCCCUUUUCAGAAUAAUAUAUAUAAGGCUAUAUAAUUGGGAUUAUAUAAUAAUUGAUGAAUGUAUGUGUAAACAUAUCUGUAGUGGUUAUUCUUGGUCCUCUCUGACCACUUUGGUGGCUGAGCAAAAAUAUGUCUGACUCCACACAUACAAAAUAUCCAUUGUCCACAGAAAAUAAUUCCAAAAAUGAAUCAGUAUUAUAAAUAAUACAAUGCUAUAAGGAAGUUACUAAAUCUUAGUCUUAAACAUUCAUUGGAAGGGUAAAGAUCAUUCAUUAUUUUGUGGUGGAUUUCUUUUGUUCAAUGUGAAAAUUGACUAAACUGCAGCUGUUAUGUAGCCUGGUGAAGCUGAAGUAUAAAGUCACAUAACAUGAUUAUGCUCAUGUUCAGAAGCAGUACCUCAAAAUUGUAGUACAGUAGUUAUGUGUCCUACAGAACCUUCCUGAUCUAUCCAGACCAGGGGUUUCAAACAUACGACCUGGGGGCCAGAACUGCAUCGUGGCUCAUGGAGGACUGGACAAUUUCUCCCUCCUUGGAGGAGCUCUGGAUUUUCAGGGGUCAAGGUUGGGGAUCAUGGGGACCUUUGUGGUCUUGAGAGACGAUAAUUGACAUGGAGGACCCCCGGUCAGUGAUACUGAAGUACAGCCUUGCCCCUUUUUAUUUUCUGUUUUUCUCAAUGCUGGGCGUGUGACCUUUGCCUACAUGUCCCUGCAUGUAGUUGUUGUUUUUGUCUGUUAUUGGUUUUGCUUGCUCUUUCUUUUUGUAU
Molecule: messenger RNA, 4230 nt
Organism: Epinephelus fuscoguttatus (brown-marbled grouper)
Lineage: Eukaryota; Metazoa; Chordata; Actinopteri; Perciformes; Serranidae
Gene: mapk15
Product: mitogen-activated protein kinase 15
Exons: 14
Coding region: 469-2310 (613 amino acids)
Biological process (GO): intracellular signal transduction; protein phosphorylation
Cellular component (GO): cytoplasm; nucleus
Molecular function (GO): ATP binding; MAP kinase activity
Source: RefSeq, a predicted model, not a curated record